AAACCAUAUGAGAAGAUGAACCUUGCACAGUUGAAAGAAGCUGAGGAUGAAUUUGAUGAAGAAGACAUAAAAGCUAUUGAAAUAUAUAGAGAAAAACGAUUACAGGAAUGGAAAGCACUUAAGAAGAAACAAAAAUUUGGGGAAUUGAGAGAAAUUUCUGGGAAUCAGUAUGUGAAUGAAGUUACAAAUGCAGAAAAGGAUUUGUGGGUUGUAAUUCAUCUGUACAGAUCAAGCGUCCCCAUGUGCUUGUUGGUUAACCAGCAUCUUAGCCUCCUAGCAAGAAAGUUCCCAGAAACUAAAUUCCUUAAAGCCAUCGUGAAUAGCUGCAUUGAACACUACCAUGACAACUGUUUGCCAACAAUUUUUGUUUAUAAAAAUGGUCAGAUAGAAGGCAAAUUCAUUGGAAUUAUAGAAUGUGGAGGGAUAAAUCUCAAGCUAGAAGAACUUGAAUGGAAACUAUCAGAAGUUGGUGCAAUACAGACUGACUUGGAAGAAAACCCCAAAAAAGGCAUUGCAGAUAUGAUGGUGUCUUCAAUUAGAAACAUUUCCAUUCAUGACAGUGACAGCUCCAACAGUGAUAAUGAUGCCAAGUAG
Molecule: messenger RNA, 594 nt
Organism: Arvicola amphibius (Eurasian water vole)
Lineage: Eukaryota; Metazoa; Chordata; Mammalia; Rodentia; Cricetidae
Gene: Pdcl2
Product: phosducin like 2
Exons: 4
Coding region: 16-594 (192 amino acids)
Biological process (GO): protein folding
Cellular component (GO): cytoplasm
Source: RefSeq, a predicted model, not a curated record